UAUUAAAUCAAUGUCCGAUAAAAAGUUUUUUAUUAAUUAAAUUACUCAAAAAACUUGGAAACCUUCAAAUUAAUCUAAAACAGAAGACUUAAAAAACAAAAUAGUUUAAUGACAUAAUUCAGAUGUUAUUUUACAAAUUCCAAUUUUUCUUCUUAUAUUUUUCUCUGUCAGAAUUUCCUCACAUUUUUCUGUGUCCAUUUAGAUUUUGCCUUUGUCCAUCGCCCUCCUGUGGCUUUCAGUACUGUUGCUGCUGUGGACUGAAAUUGGGUGCGAUAAUAUCUAAUCAUUACUUAUCAUUAUUGGCCAUGGUCAGGUGGGGGUAUGUCCCCCGCCCACAUCCCAAAAGUCUCUCCUGCUUGCCUUUUUUUGUCGGCUGGCUAAUGGACGUUCCUUGGGUGCCUGACUCGAUUCCCAGACUGUCGUCCUGUGGCUGUCAGAAAAUCCCGCUCACUUUCCUUACCCACACCCGACGCAACGAUUACUGAACAAAUUAAAUUAGUGAAAAUGCCGAAACGAGGCGGAGGAGCCAAGUGAAGCAAUCUAAUUGUAGGUGAGGUGGGGGUUUGCGGGUGGCUUCGUGUCUGCCCACAUGGGACAUAUGUUAAAUCUGCUAAAAAUGCGACCAGGUGUCGAAAGCCAAUUGGCCUCUGGGGUGCAUGGGCUUCCUUUUCCCAUCUUAAACAAGCUAAUUAGGUUUAAUGGCCAGAGACCAUUUAGCUGUCCGCUGCUGGUGCCUGUCAAAUGCCAAAGGGGUUUCCCAAAGGACAAUCGUAGGUCAAGGGUUAGUGAGAGUUCAGAGGGGAGUAGUUGCUGUCGGCACAAGUAGGAGACUGGAAAAGUUAAUUAGUCAUGUGCUUUUCGUUAUUUAAAUUGACCUGUCCUAAAAAGAAACAACUUAAAAAGGAAUAUGUCAGAACAAAAAUCAAUAGGCCAGUUUCUUGUACAUUAUAUUUAAUCAUUUAGACCUCUUUGAAAUCUAAAAACGAGUAAGUUAAAUCUCAGAUAGACUCUCCUAUUCUGAAUAAUUUAUGGCGUUGAAAAGCAAGAAAUAAAAAGGGUCAAAAACAAAGUAUAUAAAGUAUAAAAAUAUGAAAUUUAAAUUUAUGAAACUAUUAAAAAAAGACAAUUAAGUCAUCCAUUAAAAAUGUACAUUACUAUAUAAAAACCCAAAACUUACAUGAGAAAUAAAAUUCUACACAUUUAUGAGGUUUCAUGAAUGGCUAAGUAGAAAAACCAGCUACAAAAAGCUUUUUUUAAUAGAAAAGCUUUGAUAGAAAGAAAAUUCAGUUCAUUUCAAAUUCCAACCAACACCUACAGAAUAGAGACAACUCGUUAGACAGGCGGAGCCAAAUUACCGCAUAUAAUCUGAAUACAUUACCCUACAUCCUUGAACCACUCACCCUCGAGACCUCGACAUAGACCUAGUACAAGGAACCCAAGGUGAAUCGAUCAAACGAGGAUUUUGGCAUGGCAGCCAGUCAAAUCAACAAAAGCUGAAUUAAAGCAGGUCAGCAAACUGACAGCCAGUGGAAUUUGUUGUGCAGGAAUUUGCGAGUUGCCAGAGUCACAACAACCUCAGGAUGAGUGCCAACAAAAUCUUUCUGCGUUACUAUCCGCCAGGACUGGCCAUAAAUUAUCGAACGGCAAAGGGCAAUGAACGACUGCGUCACUUUGAUCUGCUUGACCUAGAUUCAAAAACAAACAUAGAACCUCUGGCAGAUAGGAUCCUCCUUCAAACUUUAGCCGAAGCGGAGCAGGAUCGAUCACCUACGGAUUCCGACAAGAAUUCUCCCCCUCGUCCUGCCAGCGGAAGUGUCACUAGAUCUCCAAACACAUUUAGUGCCUUGAAACAGGCUCUGGAAAAACUGCAAAAGAAACUUCGGGAACCUGUCAAGAAGAAAUUCUACCUGCACAAGUGCCACAAUUCGCACAUCCUGCCGCUGACCAAUGUGUCCUUCGAUCGGAGUGGCGAACGAUGUCUUACUGGCAGCUAUGAUCGAACCUGCCACGUGAUCAACACACAGAGUGCUCAGGUGGAGCACAUCCUUACUGGCCACGACAAUGUGGUAUUCUCCGUGGGUUUCAAUCUUCCUCAUUGCGACAAAAUAGUGACUGGGUCCUUUGAUGGCAGCGCAAAAGUUUGGUCUUCCAGCAGUGGCCAAUGCCUAUGCACUUUCUAUGGGCACACUGCCGAACUGGUGGCCGCUGAAUUCCAUCCGAUGCAUUCAAAUUCCAUAGCCACUGCCUCCAUGGAUGGAACAGUCCGGAUCUACGAUGUGGAAACGUCCCACGAACUCCAGCAACUCACCCACCAUGGAGCAGAGGUGAUUGCGGCGCGAUACAAUCGUGAUGGUCAGAUGUUGCUUACUGGAUCAUUCGAUCAUACGGCAGCUAUUUGGGAUGUGCGGAGCAAGAGUCUGGUCCAUCAGUUGCGAGGUCACAGCGCAGAGUUGUCCAACUGCGUCUGGAACUUUAGUGGAUCCCUGAUAGCCACGGGCUCCCUUGAUAACACAGCGAGGAUCUGGGACAUAAGGAAGAUGGAUCAGGAACUUUUCUUAGCUGCCAAGCACGGUGAUGAAGUGCUGGAUGUGAGCUUUGAUGCAGCGGGCAGACUUUUGGCCACCUGCAGCAGCGACUGCACGGCGAGGGUUUGGAAAGUGGAAGGGUCCUCCGGUCAGCUGGAGAUGCUGUCCCUGAUGGCAGGACAUGCGGAUGAGGUAUCCAAAAUGUGCUUCAGCCCCAGUGGUUGCAUGUUGCUCACAGCCUCAGCGGACAAUACGGCUCGCCUGUGGCUCACAGACUCCGGACAGUGCUCCCAAGUUCUGGCCGGGCACGAAGGUGAAGUAUUCAGUUGUGCCUACAGCUACACAGGGGAUGCCAUCCUGACCGCCUCCAAGGAUAAUACUUGUCGCUUCUGGAGGUGA
Molecule: messenger RNA, 2924 nt
Organism: Drosophila rhopaloa
Lineage: Eukaryota; Metazoa; Arthropoda; Insecta; Diptera; Drosophilidae
Product: dynein assembly factor with WDR repeat domains 1
Exons: 5
Coding region: 1581-2924 (447 amino acids)
Molecular function (GO): protein binding
Source: RefSeq, a predicted model, not a curated record